AAACCCGGCCCGUAUCUCAUCACUGCUGCCAAUACGGACGAUUCGAAAGUUCAACCAAGUUCAACAUGGUACAACAACAAGAACAACAACGACGACGACGACGACGACAAUAAAUCGUACGAUUUUAGACCGAGUCCAAGUCACGAGUUCACGUCUGUACGAGCGAUUCACUCACGACCAAAGCCAGUAUAACAAGAGUUCAAUCUCGAAGGAAUCGACAAUCAAUCAACGCCGACAAUGGUGAUGGAAGAACAGCAAUCCGACAUGGAACUGGACUCUGAAAGAGUUCCUGUGCCACAAGUGCAGCAGCAGCAGCAGCAGCAGCAGCAGCAGCAGCAGCAGCGUCAGCAGCAGCAGCGUCGGCGGCAGAAAUCAACGAACGACAAGCACGGGGAGGCGGCGAUCAUCGACAAAGACACAGGCGUCUCUCGCAACAACCGAAACAAACCAAGAUUGAGGAAGAAAGCUUUGCACGCUGCUAUAUUGAAACAAAUGGAAUUCUACUUCAGCGACGCGAAUCUAAGGAAAGACAGAUUUCUGAGCAGUCUGAUCAAGGAGGACGAUCCAUACGUCGACCUGAACGUGUUUCUAACGUUCAACAAAAUCAAGGAGUUGACCACCGACGUGAACAGAAUAGCCAAAGCUCUGCAAGUAUCGAGGUCGGCGACGGGGGGGGCGACGACGAUCCUUUCGUUGUCGGAAGACGGAAUGAAGGUCCGUCGCGUGACUCCUAUAGUCCGACGGAAGAAGGAAAACAUAGACGACUGCACGGUGUACGUACAAAAUUUGCCUCCGGACGCGGACCACGAAACACUGAAAUCCAUGUUCUCCCAGUACGGCCAAGUCGUAUACGUCUCGAUACCCAGGUUCAAGAAAAACUACAGCAACACUAAUAACAACAACAACAACAACAACAACAACCAGAACAGGAAAAUCAAGGGUUUCGCGUUCAUCGAGUUCGACGAACCCGAGAGUGCCGAGGAAUGUUUAAAGGCAUUUCAAAAGAAGGGACGUAUCUUACCUUCGUACACAGCUCCCGAGGAACUACUCAGCAUAACUACUUUCGACGAGCCAGAGAAAGACGUGGUAAAAAGAAUCAGAGGAAAUCUAAACGAAGAGCAGCAAAAUCCGAGAACAGAGAACGACGGCGACGGAGACGAUGACGACGACGACGACGACGAGGAGGAACGGAGGAAAGGAAUGGAAAUGGACAACGAGAACGAAGAAGAAACAAACGUUACGAAUACCUCCGAACCGGACGACAACCAGAAGGAGAAGAAUCACGACGACCAGAAGAAGACGAGAAGAGAAAAAGAGGAGAAAAAGAGUAAAAAGCGAAAGCGUAACGAUUCGACAGCAGAACAUUCAGAAUCGACGACGGUGGAGGAGAAGAAGCAGCAGCAGCAGCGGGACGACGAAUCGGUAAGAAAGAAAAAGAAAUCCAAGCAUACAAAGACCGACGAAGACAACGAAAAACAGAGCGACGUCGAAGCACGUUCAAGUAUCGCGACGAUCGAGGACGAGAACGACCGAGUAUCGAACGAUCGGACAGUAACCGACAACGACGACGACGACGACAGAACUCCGGAGCUAGAGAACACGAGGGACAAGAGGAAGAACAGCAAUAAAACAACGACGGCAACGACGACGACGACGACGACGACGACGACGACGACGGCGACGACAACGACGACGAAGAAGAAGAGAAAGAAGCGGAAGAAGCGUAGCAAAACAGAGGAGGUCGGCGGCGACAGCGGCAGCGGUACCGGCAGCAGUGACAGUAUGGGACUGCAAGUGAUGGCCAAAAGAGAUUGGAAACAGUUGAGGAACAAGUAUUUAGAGUUGCAAAGAAACAAAAUGAAGCAGUUGAAACAACAUCUAAGGAAGGCCAGGUGGAACCAAUGGUCGAACCGCGGCGAGCAGAACAAAACGAGUGAGACGAAGGAGGUGGGGAACGAGGAAAGCGAAGACAAGGAGAAGAAACAGGACGUCGUAAACACGCCGUGUCGCUUUUCAUUCACGCCGGGUGUCAUAGUAAAGAUCGAGAUGGAGAAACCGUGCACGGAUCCAAAAAGUUUGAAGGCGGAAUUAAGAAACAAGAACGGAAAUUCGGUGAAGUACAUCGACGUCGAGGAGGGUUCUCACGUCGCUCACGUGAGGUGCGACACGAACGAGGCCGCACAGGCGUUGGUGCGAAAGUCGAACGAGGUGGACGAGGAAGACGAAAAGCAGGCGGCUAUCUUGGAAGGUGAGGAAGAGAAAGCGUAUUGGGACAAGAUUUUGAACGACAGGGAAGAGAAACUGACGAAGAAAGUUCGACCGAAGCAAAGAGGAAGAAACAAACUGUUGAAGAAAGCAGAGAAAGAAUUGGGGAAGCACAUAAAGUUCGACGAAGUCUGAGCGCCAAGUACCUCGCCACCGAGAAUCGGCGGCGGGGAGGGAUCGCCGCAGGGAGGGGAAAAAAGAAUCGUAAACAGGAACUGCAGCAGCAGCAGCAGCACGAUCAUGUUUGUAACUACAAAAUUUA
This is a messenger RNA of Ceratina calcarata, 2527 nucleotides long. It is a transcript of the gene Larp7, whose product is annotated as La related protein 7. The coding region runs from base 238 to 2400 and encodes 720 amino acids. The record is from RefSeq and is a predicted model, not a curated record. Gene Ontology annotation, molecular function: RNA binding. The transcript is spliced from 7 exons. Gene Ontology annotation, biological process: RNA processing. NCBI's taxonomy places the organism in Eukaryota, Metazoa, Arthropoda, Insecta, Hymenoptera, Apidae. Gene Ontology annotation, cellular component: nucleus; ribonucleoprotein complex.